UGUUUAUUGGCCGCUUUCGCAAGUUCGCUGCUUCCACGCUUCCGCUCUUUGAACUGCUUGGAGUAGAGCAGUAAAGAGCCAAAAUUUCUAGGCGGCGCGUAUGGCCAAAGCUGCGAAAGGCAUAUUGUCCGCCGCCGAAGUGUUAAGAAAACACCCAGUUGAAGUACAGAAAGCGCUGAUCGAGACGUGUUUUCAGUUCGAUUCUGCGCAUACUGUUGAGGAGAAAGCAAGGUCUUGCUCCUUAUCUCCCGAGGACCUAGAGGCUGCGUAUGAAGCUUCCAGGUGUUUGGUUUCGGCAUUGCGGUUUCUAAAAGAGGCACCUGCGACGUCCCUGCUUGAAGACCUGCACUUGGACGCCGAAGUUAUGACGUUGUUGAAGGCGGUGGCAUCAUCGAACGUAGGGAAGCCAGCUGGACCGUUGGGAAAGCUGGUGAACGUUGAAUGGAAGAUAGGUGUUGCGGCCAUGUCUGAUCUCUGCAAGAACCUCAACUCUCCUUUUGUCAUGCUCGAACUAACUGUGGAAGAUUCUGCCAGCAACCGAUCUCGCCACACUAUUGAACUUACAGUCCCGGAAUUCCAGAAAUUUGCAUCAACAAUGCAAGAGCUUCAUGGCGUUAUGACAACUGUGUAAAUAAAGAGAUCUUGACGCAC
This is a messenger RNA of Rhipicephalus sanguineus (brown dog tick), 651 nucleotides long. RefSeq lists its product as uncharacterized. The record is from RefSeq and is a predicted model, not a curated record. Lineage: Eukaryota; Metazoa; Arthropoda; Arachnida; Ixodida; Ixodidae. The coding region runs from base 101 to 631 and encodes 176 amino acids. Gene Ontology annotation, molecular function: NF-kappaB binding. The transcript has 8 exons.